Molecule: messenger RNA, 2007 nt
Organism: Aspergillus terreus NIH2624
Lineage: Eukaryota; Fungi; Ascomycota; Eurotiomycetes; Eurotiales; Aspergillaceae
Product: GTPase-activating protein GYP6
Exons: 8
Coding region: 1-2007 (668 amino acids)
Biological process (GO): activation of GTPase activity
Molecular function (GO): GTPase activator activity
Source: RefSeq, a predicted model, not a curated record
AUGUUGUUCUUAGUCAGGUCCAACUGGUGGCGGGUCAUCUCCGCGGCUUACCAGGUCUGGGCGAUCGCCGCCCCUCGUCAUUGUUAUCUGCGACCCAAACUUCAUCCUCUGUCACGACAACAAUCAGCUAACGAUUUCCUCAGACAGCGAUGGAAUACCCUGUUUCGCGACAAUGAUACCGCGGCCGACCUUCGGACGGCGCUCAGGUCAGAGCAAGGAGAGAAACUGUGCAUUGACGGGCUACGAUCGAUCUGUUGGAAGGCAUGUGCUCGUCAAAUAUACCGUCUCCGUUUAUAUACUUACCUUGAUAAGAUCUCCGAAUCGCGCAGCGCCUACGUCGCCCUCCGGUCGCAUUUUCUAAAAUACAUUGAACACCCCGAUGACCUACAAUCUACUACCGAUCCUCUGGCAGAUGACGAAGAGUCUCCUUGGCAAAACCUGCGGCGCGACGAGCAGAUGAGAGCGGAUAUAUCUCAAGAUGUCGAUAGAUGUUUGCAGGAGAACUUUUUCUUCCGAGAACCCGCCACCAAGGCAAAGAUGAUCGAUAUACUCUUUAUCUAUUCGAAGCUGAACCCGGAUCUGGGCUACCGUCAAGGGCCGGAUGAUGAGUCUAUGAUCCAGCUUCUCGAUGCUAGCUAUGUGGAGCACGACUCCUUCACCUUAUUCUGUUCAGUCAUGCAAAGUACCAGGUCAUAUUACGAACAUAAUCGACAGCGAUCGCAAAAUGGGCAGCUAGAUGCUAUCCCGAUUGUACAUCAAUGUCAAUACAUCCACGAUAAUCUCCUUAUGACAGCGGAUCUGGAGCUGGCGGAUCAUCUGCAAGCUCUAGAGAUCCUACCACAAAUCUUCCUCACACGAUGGAUGCGACUGCUCUUUGGACGCGAAUUUCCAUUCCAGGACGUACUUGUGAUGUGGGAUGUCCUCUUUUCGGAGGGGUUGCGACCCGAGCUCGUUGAGUUUGUCUGCGUCGCGAUGCUGUUGCGCAUUCGCUGGCAAUUAUUGAGUGCGGAUGCUUCGACCCGACUCAACAUGUCGAACACAAAGGCACUACAGAGCCGGAAACCUCAUAUGCGCAGCGACUUCCGGGAUGCCAGUGAAGCUAGUUCCCCCUCUAGGUCUCCUGCGCGAAACAGUCCUAAGAGUCUUGAAGCUCUUCUUCAGGAUUUCUCCGAAGGUAUCCAACGUCGGACGGAAUCUUGGGGCGUGGCCAAAGCCGUGCGAGGCGCCGUGAGUGAAGCCAAGAGGAAUAUGCAAACGAUUCAAGCGGAGCACGCACGUACUGCGAGAUCUGACACUGUCACAUCCGCGCCUACUUCUUACACUCAUCAUCGUCGCGGGUCCGAGAUCGCUGCCCAGAUGAAGGACAAAUUCGACGCUUUGGAAGAACGAAACCGUUCCCUCGCCAGAACGCUGAGCCAGGCCCUCAAUGAGAUGCGCACUCUGAUGAUGAAAGCCGACGGACUCGACAAUGCGACGAAAGACUCGGUGAAAGAGGCCCUCGCCAAGAUGCAAUCCGUCCAGACGUGUCUUGAGGAUCCAUCCGCGACUCUCGAAUCCGAAAACCCACCGUCGUCAAACACGUCUGGUAAAAUGAAUGUAGCAGCGGAAGCUCCUUCCGAUUGCCCGAAAAUGGACAACAAAGGCGAAAUCGCAGCUCCUGCGCAAAAAGAACACUCGCCUGUGGCUACGAAUCGGAUAGUAGGGUCGAAGUCGCCCCUUGGAGACGAGCCCAAGACCCGCGGUAAAGCCCAAAUCCCCACCUCAUUGCCUCCACGCCCAACCGCCCGCCCAUCAUUGGCGAAUUCGGAAUUCUCAUGGAUGCUCGGGGAUAGCCGACACAUUUCUAGUUUUGUCAGUCCGGCAUCUGUGCCGCCCGAGCAAACUCGGCACGGCGAGGCCAGGGCCAACCCCAGUUCCCUCUUCGGCAAUGGAGAUGAGGGUCCCAAGAAAUCUCCGACUGAACCGGACGGGCUCGCCUUAAGAAGCCUUCGAGGUCGUAAGGGUUGA